Molecule: messenger RNA, 711 nt
Organism: Labrus bergylta (ballan wrasse)
Lineage: Eukaryota; Metazoa; Chordata; Actinopteri; Labriformes; Labridae
Product: transcription factor 7-like
Biological process (GO): canonical Wnt signaling pathway; regulation of transcription by RNA polymerase II
Cellular component (GO): chromatin; beta-catenin-TCF complex
Molecular function (GO): DNA-binding transcription factor activity, RNA polymerase II-specific; RNA polymerase II cis-regulatory region sequence-specific DNA binding
Source: RefSeq, a predicted model, not a curated record
GAUAACCUCUCUCUCUCUCUCUCUCUCUCUUAUUUCAUAUAUUGCAUAUGUCUCUCGCCCUUGGCAGCACGCAGCUGGUGAAGAAGCCCCUGAACGCCUUCAUGCUCUACAUGAAGGAGAUGAGACACAAAGUCCUGCAGGAGGGACGGGAGAGAGAGAGUGCUGCCAUCAACCGCAUCCUGGGACACAGGUGGCAUGCUCUGUCCCGCUCUGAACAAUCCAAAUACUACGAACUGGCCCAAAAGGAGAGACUGCUCCACAUGCAGCUGUACCCUGGAUGGUCCGCCAGAGAUAACUAUGGUAAGAGGAAGAGAAAGCAGAACAAACAGCAAACAGGAAGCUGCACCAGCUGGACCCUGAGUGCUGGAUGAGACUCCUGAAGAUACCACUUGCAGAGCACACACACAAUCACUCUCUCUGUUGUUGUUUUUAUCCAGUGAAAUGUUGUGAGGUUGCUGCUGAUCUGUCAUUUGGUUUAAAAUCACAGCAGGUUUUUAAUGUUUUUCUAAAUUCUGUCUGUUGAUUUAUGUGCAGUUUAUUUGAAAAACUGUGUAGCUUGAGUUUUUGUUCACACUGGUUUAAAAAGUAAAUAACACCAAAAAUGUGUUUUGCAGCUCAUUUUUAAGUUAAUUUUGUUGGACAUUUUUAUUCCCUGGCUCCCUAUUGAAAUUUAGUGAUUAAAAAAUGUAAUCGUUUGACAGCCCCAGUAUG